Messenger RNA from Anopheles stephensi (Asian malaria mosquito), 5232 nucleotides. Its product is annotated as serine-rich adhesin for platelets. The record is from RefSeq and is a predicted model, not a curated record. The coding region runs from base 814 to 3774 and encodes 986 amino acids. Gene Ontology annotation, molecular function: protein binding. The transcript is spliced from 7 exons. NCBI's taxonomy places the organism in Eukaryota, Metazoa, Arthropoda, Insecta, Diptera, Culicidae.
CACAGUCGUGAAAUGCAAGCCGUAGUCGAACGCAGUCGUGCUUCUUCGCGCGCGUGAACGGAAUUGAAUUGUUCGGGGUUGGUGCUGCCUUUCGAUAUUCUCGCAUUAUUUCCCUCUAUCACCGGCCACGGUACGAACGUGUUCAGCGGUGUUCGGCGUUCGUAACGACAGAAAAACGGAAGUGUUGGCCCGCAAAGAGGCAAAAUAAAACAGGGACAGCAUCAAGCAAGUUAGCGACGAUUUUGUUAAUUACAAGCAAAAAUAUAUAUAUUAUCCACCGGAAACUGUGUGUGCGUCUUAGAAGGCUGUGGAAAUUGAUUCCGAGUGUCACACCGUGGUGCAGCAAACACGGAUUGAUAGUGCGUUUUCGCCCACGAAUAGUGUGUGUGUGUGCGUUGGGUGGUUUUGUGGCCCGCGUAACGAGAAAAGCGAAUUCCGAUCGGUUAACGGUGUACCAAACGUGCAAUCAGCGCGAUUUUUUUUUUCGAAAAGUGUUUCAGUUUUUUUUGGUUCCACUGUGUGUGUGCGGCUUGUGUGUGUGUGUGUAGGUGUGUGAUUGUGCGAUUGAUAGUGCAUGUGAGAGAGGAAAACAAAACCCUCUAACCGCCAGGUGGGAGCAUAGAAAAGUGCAAGCUUUCCCCACACACGCACACCGAAAACCGGCAAAAGAGAAGAAGCAAUAGGGAGGGAAAGAGAGAGAGAGGGAGAAGGAGUUAGAAAAUCACUCCCCCACCCCUUUCUGGAACAACGCGCACUGCACGACACAACAACCGCAUUCGGCGCACAAGCGAGGCUCGAGACGAGACAGUGAAGAUGGAACCGGUAGAUAAACGGGCCACCACCACCACCACCACCUCCAGAUCAUCGAUGGCCCGACGUCCAGCGACGCUAGCACAAUGCACACUGGUCGGAGUAACGAUGUGUCUAUUGCUUCUCACAGCGUCCGUCGUACAGACAGGACCCGUGAUCCGAUCGCGUCGCAUGAUUCGAGAGAUUUACGUAGACAACUCGGCAGCGUCCCCGGCGGCACCAGAAACCACUUCGUCGGAAGUUCCUAGCAGCAGUGCCAACAACGUAACAGCAACGGACAUGUGCCUAUACGAUGGUUCCUACAUUGAGCGAUCGGCGAUAGCAUGCGAGAAGAAGCACGGUUGCCGUGCAAUUCAGAAGACCGGCGAAUGCUGUCCAGACUAUCAGUGUGAGUGUCAACGAGAUGGCAAAACGUAUGCCAAUGGCGAGAAAGUCUUCGACCCGAAUACUCCGUGCCGUGCCUGUUACUGUCAAGGUGGCGAAAUUACGUGCAGUGAAGUGAGCUGCUACAAGCGAAACGACUGCGAUCCGAAGUAUAUCCCCGGACGAUGCUGCCCAGAGUACGACAACUGUCCUCCGCUAGAAAACUUCAAAAUAACGGAGUCCGGUGCGAAGGAUGCAGCAAACACCGAGCGGCAGGAUGAGGAAACGAACGAGGUGAAGGGGAACUAUGCCGUCGAGGCGGAAGACCUGGCUGGACUUCAAAAGCACCAGACAACGACGACGACACUUCAACCUGCCGUUACGCCGUCGAUGCCCAACGAUAACCCGCUCGGUAUCAAGAUCAAAGAAAUCACGAAAGUGGAAGAGAUUCGUCUGACCGACAAUCGCCCCAGUGCUGAAGAGCAGCAGCAGCAGCAGCAGCAGCAGCAACAACAACAGCAGCAACAAUUGGCAGCUAGUCGCGAAACAACCGUCCAGCCAUCUUCAUCACAGAGCGAGGAGCUUAUAAAUCUCGAACAUCUAGACGUCAACGUGCCGGACGAUGAUGGUGAGAAUGGGACGAAAAUUGUCCGCCACACCGACGCCGAUGAGAUGCGCUCGGAUGUGGACGGCGAGCGGAAGGAUGCGAGUGAAGAAUCGCUCAAAACUACUUCGGCGGAAAAUCGGCUAGAAUCGAACGAAGCGUCAACCGUCGGUACGGUGUCAUCGACCCUAUCCGAAUCGGACGAAUGGAUGGAUGUGAAGGAAUUCGGCGACUCGUCUACCUGGACGCCAAGCUCCUUUGCUGUUAGCACCACCACCACACAAGCACCCUCGCUAGCUCCGUCGACCAGUGGGCCAUCAUCGCGCGAUGAGGAAGUCGUGUCCGAGAGUAACAUGAAGCCAUCGAAGCAGGAUAAUGCCCUGCCAGCAGUGGUUCAGAUCGGUGAUAAGCUGGUAAUUGUGGACCACAACCAACCGAAACCCAUCACCGUGAUCCAGGUGGAAGAGGUCGAAGGUCUGCAGCGUGGAGAGGAUGACAGCGUGUACGAUCAGGAGAUGUACACGGAGCGCAAUCAUCAUGCAGCAGCUGAGAGUGGUCGGGAAUCGUCCAAGAAACUGAAGCUACAUCAUUCGGCCGAUUUGGAGCAGGAGACGCUUUCAACGCAGGCCGAUUCAAGUGCGGCUUACGAAACGGUUUACCAUGCAGGGUCCACAGAACAGGCUGGUGGCGGGGUGUCUUCGGAGGAGAUUUUCGAAACGCAACUCUACACCGAAGGUCCUGAGGAUGCAGCGAUCUCAGCGGAACGAAACGAUACACAACAGGGAGAGCCAUUGUCGGUGAGCAAGGAAGAGUUCCUGCACAUGGGAGACUCUCAAGAACCGGCCAAGCUUCAGCAGGAAGAAGAACACACAACAAGCGCUGCCAUCGGAAGUUCCAGUACGUCCUACAGUAGUGUUGAGGAGGGUAGUACCACAAUGUCCGAUCUGCCGGUAUCUCUCAGCUCGGAAGCAUCAGGCGAUGAGAUGAUCUACGAUACACAUUUCUACACCGAAGGACCCAGCACAUCUUCGGAGGAGCACGGACCAACGCUUGGCACUGGUUCGGAAGAAACGUCCACCGCCGGAAGCACAUUCAUCCCGCGCCACCCGGUUCCCGUAGCGGAUGAGCUAGCUACGCAACGCGAAACGUACAUCGAGGACAACGAGCAUGAGCUCAUCCAUCCGGGCUUUCAACCCAUCCCGGAGGAUUUCAGUCUACCGCAGCUUGACCAGCCAGCGAUGGAGAUGGAAAUGGACCAUCAGCCAGCAUCGCCUAGCAAAAGCGCGCCAGCUAAGCAGGAGAAGAUCCUAUCCGAAGUGUUCGACCUGAAGAGCAAUAUGUCCUCCACAACCGCAUCGCCCGUAACCGGUAGCUCGGAGUCAUCUACUUCAGAAGCUGGUGUGCCCGCGAGCCAGGAAGAAACGUCCAACUCUCCUGCUUGGUUGAAGGAAGAUCCACAGCCUCAGCUGAGAUCCCCAGGCGAACCACUGCUCAUCCCCGAAUGGGAACGUAAGAAUGGUACCAACAACAGUAGCUCCUCGGAGGAAGAUCAAGAUCAGGAUGCAAGCGGCGCCGGUAGUGCACCCAGUGACUUCCAAAUGCUGAAGAUGGGCUCGGACGAGUACGUGGACGCCGGUGAGGGUAGUGGUAGCGCACCGUCAACAUCUGCCGCGCCCAUGUCAGCAAAGUCUUCGGCAGUGCCCGAGAAUCGUUCGGAAGAGGAGGAAGACGAAAGCAAAGCGAAGGAACCAACGGCUGGUGGACUGGAGCUGGGUUCGGCCGCGAACUCUUUGCUCGAUAUCGAUUCUCCCAUGUCGUCGGCAAACGUGACCGACGACCAGUCGGACAGUGUGAAGCAUAAUCCAAAGAACGAUGUGGAGAGUUUGAAGUACGAUGAGGACGAAAACAAUGCCACCGCCGACGAAGCCAUCCCGAAGAAGGUGCAGCAGCUGGAACCAAGCGAACGGGCAGUGACGCCCACAUUGACCAGUGUCUGAGUCCUGCAACGUCGGCUGCAAAAUCCUGGUGCCAGUUUAACGUUCUCCCCGGUAGCACAGUGACGCUCCUCAAUAUGGGUACGACCCGACUGCUGGUGUGCGUGUGUGUGUGUGUGUAUGUGGUAGUAUUUCUGCUCCAACUGCAGAUGUGCCAUCAAAUUGUAGAUUUCUUACCCAAACCUCAAACAUCGAGCUGGUAAGACGGGCAGGAUAGAGUGUCUUUACGUCCGUUUCGGCUCUGCAACGUAGGAGUUAUGUACAGUCUCUUGUGUGAUUGGUUCAAAUUCUGUAUGGCGUAUAAAAAUUGGAAAACCCCCCCCUCCAUUUUGUGCAAAUUAUUUAUUCUCGCACCACACAUUGUUCCAUGUAUCAGUCGUGUCUAUGUUUAGUGCUUAUGGGAAGAAUUGCUUCCCAAAGGAGCCUGUUGCGGUACGUCAACCGUGAUGUACUGUAGAUAGUGUAAGGCCUUAUUUUACUAACGUCCACACCGAUAUCCACUUCUAUCGGUGGUGGCCAAAAACUGGGGUGGGAAUAACCGGGUAUGUGAUAAGCGAGACGAAGCAUCGUCGGUAGAGUGAUGGGAAGCGUUCCAAUGUGUUUUGUUUUCUUUCCCUUGCGAUUAGAGCCAUGCAUGCCGGUUUUACUUUACACUUAGGAGACUGUUGUGUUUAAGCAGAGGUUCGCUAGCAAGUACGUAUUUAUUAAAUGUCACGCUAUUUAUAUAUACCGCCGGUUUCGUUUCAUCAAAAUUUCAUCCCGCCACCCCAGCAGUACACCGGAAAAUUGUCCCUCAUCAAUCGUUCUUUCGUGCGAGCGGCUCCUCAAUGAGUAGAGAAGCGAAUUUCGUAGCGUUAAGGAAUGUAAGGUUUAGAAGCAAAGUGAAAUCAGCAGGCAUAUCUUAAUCCUAACUAUGGUAGUCUCUCUGGGUAGGGGAAUGAAUGGUAGGUUAAUCGGUCGCGAACGGUCGAUUUGUUUAUCACUGUCGUCUGGCGCUAGCAAGGCCACACCGUUUUCAAGCAAGUCGUUUAACAUUAGAACGUUUCCAGUACAGCUGGGAAUAUGAGGUCAGAGAGAGAGAAAGAGAAAAAAAGGAAAGAAGCAUUUUUUAUUCUGAAAAAGCAAAUUAAAAACAAGUUUUACUAGUUUCCGAAACAUAAGAUAAAGAAAACACUACAUAUUACAAUUUUCAAGCAUAGUUAUAUUAUCAUUAGUGCGUAACUAAAUAAUUUGUAUCUGUUGAGAGCGAGAGAGAGAGCGAGAGAGAGCAUUACAGUAGGAAGAGCAGCAACAGCUUAGGUACUACAUGCAGUAAAUAAGCCUAAGAGCAAAAGUAGUUGUUGAUUGGAGGGUAGCUAGAUAGUGAAAUUAACAAUAUUCAAACAAAACUGUAAAAAAAAAAUUACAACAAACCUAUGGAUACAUGCAGAAUGGAAUAAACAGUUCUAUGACAAAGAAUGA